This is a messenger RNA of Aspergillus puulaauensis, 648 nucleotides long. Its product is annotated as nuclear transcription factor Y subunit beta. Gene Ontology annotation, biological process: regulation of transcription by RNA polymerase II. The record is from RefSeq and is a predicted model, not a curated record. Bases 1 to 648 code for a protein of 215 amino acids. Lineage: Eukaryota; Fungi; Ascomycota; Eurotiomycetes; Eurotiales; Aspergillaceae. Gene Ontology annotation, cellular component: CCAAT-binding factor complex; nucleus. The transcript is spliced from 3 exons. Gene Ontology annotation, molecular function: protein heterodimerization activity; RNA polymerase II cis-regulatory region sequence-specific DNA binding; DNA-binding transcription activator activity, RNA polymerase II-specific.
AUGUCGUCGGCCUCUCCCUCCAAGGAACCUGAGGUGGAACAGGACCCUCCAUCCGGUGAAGAACAGGAGCAAAUGGAUAAGGACCAAGAUCUCCAAGCGCAAGGUCAGGGAGAGUUCGAGGUGAAGGAGCAGGAUAGAUGGCUACCAAUCGCAAAUGUUGCCCGAAUCAUGAAGCUGGCAUUGCCAGAAAAUGCAAAGAUCGCAAAAGAGGCUAAAGAGUGCAUGCAAGAAUGCGUGAGCGAAUUCAUCUCCUUUAUUACUAGCGAAGCAUCCGAAAAAUGUCAGCAGGAGAAACGCAAAACCGUUAAUGGAGAAGAUAUUCUGUUCGCUAUGACCUCGCUUGGGUUCGAGAACUAUGCUGAGGCGCUCAAAAUUUAUUUGUCGAAGUAUCGAGAGACCCAAUCCGCAAGAGGGGAGCAUCAGAAUCGACCACCAAGUAGCGGAUACGCCGGAGGCGGACCCGUUGGUGGGGCUGGCGCUGGUUCUACUGCUGGGCGUCCAGCGGCGGGAGCGUUUCCCGAUGCAACUGAUAGCACGGGCAACAUCCUGAACCAAGGCUUGGACCCUUCUGAACAGGAUGCCUCAGCUUACGGGUACCCGCCCAUGGUUGGUCAGGGUCAUAACGGAGCAGGUGGUGAAUCCUAUUAA